Molecule: messenger RNA, 4531 nt
Organism: Polypterus senegalus (gray bichir)
Lineage: Eukaryota; Metazoa; Chordata; Cladistia; Polypteriformes; Polypteridae
Gene: setd7
Product: SET domain containing 7, histone lysine methyltransferase
Exons: 8
Coding region: 242-1354 (370 amino acids)
Biological process (GO): regulation of DNA-templated transcription
Cellular component (GO): chromosome
Molecular function (GO): protein binding; histone H3K4 monomethyltransferase activity
Source: RefSeq, a predicted model, not a curated record
ACCAUUGGGAGCGCACUGUGUACGGAACGAGGCGAUCCCCGAGCGGCGGGCGAGGCGUGCAGCUGUUCUAACGAGCGCCUGUCAGUCACGGAGCGGAACAGGGUGAUGUCAGCGCUCUUUACGGCACCGCCGGCAGGCAGCGGAACCGGGUGUCCGAGUUACACGGGGUUGGGGGCACACUGAGAGAUACCGAAGACAGCGCUUCGUGAAAGCCGUGCCACAAAGAGGAGGAGGAGGAGGAAUGGACAGCGACGAGGAAAACGUGGAAGAAAUCAUUGAAGGUCCACUAGAUGAAGAUGGACAGCCACAUGGUUGCUGCACUAUUACAUACUCCUCCAGUGAUAGAUUUGAAGGCCAUUUUGUUCAUGGGGAGAAAAAUGGUAGAGGAAAAUUCUACUUUUUUGAUGGAAGCACACUGGAAGGCUUUUAUGUAGAUGAUGCUUUACAAGGCCAAGGAAUUUACACCUAUGAGGAUGGAGGCGUCCUUCAUGGUACAUAUAUGGAUGGGGAACUGAAUGGAUCAGCACAAGAGUAUGAUUCAGAGGGAUUCAUGAUAUUUAAGGGCCAGUAUAAGGAUAACAACCGCCAUGGAGAAUGCUGGGUCUACUAUCCUGAUGGAGGUAGUAUGUUUGGAGAGGUGAACGAAGAAGGUGAGAUGACUGGAAGUAAGAUUGCUUAUGUGUACCCUAAUGGUACAACAGCACUUCAUGGGAAGUUCAUAGAUGGGGAGAUGAUAGAGGCUCGACAAGCAACUAUUUUAGUUGUGGAAAAUGGACACCCUCAAUUUAACAUAAAUGCCAGUGGUCCUUUGUAUACCUUUGACAAAUCCACCUCAUCUUGUAUUUCUACCAACUGCCUUUUGCCUGACCCUUAUGAAACAAUGAGAGUAUAUGUUGCUGAUUCUUUAAUCUCCAAUGCUGGAGAAGGUUUGUUUGCUAAAACAUCAGCCGAAUCCAACACAGUGCUGGCCUUUUACAAUGGAAUUCGCAUCACACACCAGGAGGUUGAUGGCAGAGACUGGUCUCUGAAUGGAAAUACAAUAUCUUUGGAUGAAGACACUGUGUUGGAUGUUCCUGAACCCUAUAAUAAUAUUAGGAAAUAUUGUGCCUCACUUGGUCAUAAAGCAAAUCAUUCAUUCACUCCUAACUGCAUGUAUGAUACAUAUGUUCAUCCCCGCUUUGGGCCUAUCAAAUGUAUUCGUACAGUUAAAGCUGUGGAGAAAGAUGAAGAACUGACAGUUGCAUAUGGUUAUGAUCACUAUGAUUCAGCAAGGAGUGGACUUGAAGCCCCUGAGUGGUAUAAGAAAGGUCUCCAAUCAUUUCAAACUGACCAAAAGAAUCCGGAACAACAUUAAUUGUCUGCUUUCAUCAGGGAUUAAUAACGGAGAAAACAAUGAACUAUGCACUAUAUUUCUGUAGAAAAAAGCAAACCAGGGAUCUGUAUCAGCUUGAGAAAUUCAUGCUUGGAUAUCUUGCCUUUUGUAUAAUAAAAAUAUCAUUUGUAUUUAUUACUUAAUGCAGCACUUAACAAGCCAGUAACUUUGCAUUUUGUUCAGUUGUAUGUGCAGAGAAUAUCUAUAAACACAGAAACAUUUUCUGUUGUAUUAUUAUAGGUAAAGCCUUUAAAGAUAUUUUAAUUGACUUACUAAUUAAUGUCUUACAUGCAAAUUAAUUUUUACUUUUAUUUGCGUACUGCAUUUAAAUGAUAGAUUUUCCAAUUAUUUUAAUUUACUGAACUCCAGGAUUGAAAUGUUCAGUUUUGACACACACUCUUCAGUUGUAAUACUCCAGCUGGAGGAUUUUGUUAUUAUCAGGCACUUAUUUUAAAAUUGCCCACAUUUUGACUGCUUCCUCCUCUUUCUCUUUCACAGUUCGUGGGGGAUUGUCUGUCCUUUUUAUAGUUGCAUACUAACACUAACGUCAGAAAGUGUGUGAAUUUUAGAGACCCAAAGUCUGUAGUUAUUAUUUUGCAUUUCCACUGUGUUUAAUUUGUGUCUGCUUCUAAAAGUUUUGAACAGACUAGAAGAGACUUUCUCUAAUAGUAAGAUAUUGCAAUGAUCCUCUUGUAGUUCUAAUGUCUGAUUAUUAACAGCAGAACUAAUAAUGUCAGUCAAAGAUAUAAUAUGCCUACAGAAGAUAUGCUACAGACAAUGGGAGAAAGAGACAAAUAUGAAUGUGAACUUUGUCAUAUAAAAUGAGGAUAGCUUAGGAUAAUUAAUCUGUACUAUUCUAGUUAGCUGUGCAUGUAGUAGUCUGACAAUGUGUCCACAUAAUAGCAGAGUUCACAUUUACCCCAUUUUACAACUUGCAAAUUUCAGGGAAAAAAAGUUUUAGUCUGCUGUCACUUUUCUUUUGCAUGUAAGGUUUGUUGGAGUUGUAAGCAUUCUCGUGUAUUAUAUAUAUAAGGAUAUGCUACAGUGCUUUGGCAUUUGGAAGACGUCAGGUAUCAUUUGGUUAUUUGCUCUUUGGUAUGUUACAAAGUAAAGGUGCCUCCUUCAAGUGGAAAAAAGGCUUACUGAAACAAUAAUUUAACAAAAAGUGUUGUAAAUUUAUUACAAAUUUUUUGUUUUAAAGUAGGAUGUUGCUCUUUACAGCGGUAUAUGGACACAUUUCCCAUACAAACUGUACUUUUAUAUCAAACUGUAAAAAUCUGACAGUAUAUGCAACAUAAAUAUAUAUAGAUAUAUGCAAAGUUAACAGCACAAAAGAAAAAAAAAUUAUUUUGAUAAUGGGUGAGAUUGUGUUGAUGUAAACUAUCUAAACAGAAAAAAAAACAAAUCUUGAACAUAAAUGUAAUUAUAUAAUAAAAAGCUCAAAUGAUGUACUGUAUACAACAAUCUAAACAUCUUGGUAAAAUAACUAAAUGAAUGCAUAUUUUUGAUUAGAAACACAAAGAGGACUGAGACAUUUUCAAGGACAGAUGAACACGUAAGAAAAUGUAUUUUCAGAGCUAAGGCUAAAACUAGUGGCUGUUGAUAGUUUUGAUGUUCUUUUAACAUUCGUUAAGUCAAACACAGAAAAAUAAUUCUGGUUUUAUGGAAAACCCCUUUUUGAUAAAGGCAUUUUAAUCAGGAUUUUGAGUCUGCAGAUGAGAAGACAAUAAGUAGUUUGUUUGCUCUCACCCCAUCACAUCACCAGAAUUAUUGAGCACCUUUUGAUAAAAAGAGUUUAGCUAUUUUAGAAAAUAUAUUAAGGACGUUGUUCCUACAAUGGCAGCAAAUAGGCACAAUGUGAUAAAGUGUGCUUGUUUUGAUACUGGAUGCACAAAAUGUCAAUGUUUUGAUAUAUACAGAAGUUUUAUUAACAGACAGCUGAAUGGAAUAUAAUCCUUUCUUAGCUAUGUUAGUAGAUGCUUUUCAGCAUUAACUAUCAUUUGUUUUGUGUUACAUCUCACCAAUGAAUUUUCCCAAAGAAUUCUAUAAUGCAUUAUUUAAUCAUUUAAAUGUUUUGUAUGUAAAACAAAAUAUAUCAUUGCUUCUAUUUUUGGUGGCUUUAUAUAUUAAGUUGAUCUUUAAAAAUAGCUAAUUAAAAAUAACUUGACAAAUGUAGGAAAUUGUUAAAAUUGGAAUAAUUAGUUAAGGAUAUUAAGUUUAACUUGGCAAUAGCAUGUGGAGCCAGUGCAAGGUACAUAGGCUUUUGAUUCGUGAGAGGAGCCAGGCAUGGGAUGGUAACAUUUUGAGAACAUGACACAUAUAGUAAUUUGUGCUUAUGGACUAUACAUUUACCUUAACUUUGAGUGGCACUCUGAGUAGCAUUGCAGCUCUAUGAUCCAGAAUACUUGGCUCAAGUAACAUGAGUGAAUAUUAUCUGCAUAGAUUUUUUCUCCUGUAUUUUUAGAGGCUUGCAGAUUAGGUUAAUUGGUUAUUGCCCCAGCCCACCCCUUAAGUUUUAAAUUGAUAUUAAAUAUUAUAUUAAUCUAAUUCUUUAUUCAGAAAUGUAACCUAAUGAAAAGUAAAAUUAAGAUUUUUUUUGCAAACAUGCAGGAUUGCCAAAGCUUCAGAAAACUCAUUUUAGCAGAUUUACUUUAUUCAUUUAUGCAUCCAGAUUGACAUAAACGUAGUACGUUUGUUUGGGCACACUGUAAAUUAAAUUAUUUUUGCAAAUAGGAUUUGAAAAAUACAUGUUGCUUUAAGAUAAAAUAUCAUUACCCAUGUUUCAUUUUCAUGCAUGCUACUGGGUGAUGAUGAUUAUACUUUAUGUAAAUAUAUAAUCAGCUGAGUCCGGGCAUGGUAUAUGUAAGCCUAAGUAAUGGCUUUGUGCACCAAGCAGUUCAAGAGAACACCAGUUAAGGUUUUUUUUUUUUAUUAUUAUUAUUAUUUUUUUUUUUUCUUUUUCUUGUUUUAUUUUUUAAAGAGAGCACUACUCAACAAAUAUGUUGGUUGUGAGGCUUGCAGUGCCUCAGGUAAUCAGAAUGCAACUUUAUAUUGGUUUAUUCACAUUUCCUGAAGCUGGUGAAACUGCUUUCUACUGUACUGUGUUGAAAAAAGCCAUGUGUAUUAUUGAACAUAAUAAAUACAUUAAGUUUGAGUUUA